AUGCAAGUUGUUAUAAUUAUCCUUAGUGCAACUCGUCAUCCGCAUUCUGACACGGAGCGCGUGCUGGCGCUGUUCGUGACCAUCUCAGGAUGUCUGACGAUGAUAGGAUCGGCGGUGGCGUCACUGUCACUAGCCAUCGGCAUCUACAUGCGACCCGAGGAGGCCUUUAGAGCACGGUAUCGACUCAUCAUGAGAGACAUGAAAGAGUCCAAUGUGCCUCGCAACCUGAGCAAGACAGUGCUGACGUUCUACAAGAUGUAUUGGCACAAGAUGCGCGCGGUGUCCAGCACGCAGCUCCUGCCCGCCUUCCCUCCCUGGUUGCCCACCAUCGUGUACACCGAUAUCUACUUUAAAGCUACGCAAAAGAGUCGCAUCCUUUGCGACCUGUCGUACAGCUUCUUAUGCGAGGUAGCCAAGACUAUGCAAACACUGCACUACAUCCCCGGGGACGUCAUCAUCAAGCGUUCCAGCAGAAAGUCUUCCAUCAUCUAUAUCACGUAUGGAGACGUAGAGGUGUUGACUGCUGAGGACGACAGCACGGCGGUACUACGGCUGUCGCGCGGCUCGGUGCUGUCGGCGUGCGCGGGGUGCGUGCCGGCGGGUUGCGGCAAGGCGCACGUGGAGGUGCGAGCCGCCACCUUCUGCACGGCCCACCUGCUUCAUGCACGCGACCUUUGGCGCAUCGCGCUCAAGUACGGCAAGGACAACGGGCAGGCAGCUAUCAUACUCGCCUCGUUUUAUGAACAUUUCGAAAAAGUCAAAAGGCAUUAUUAUCUUAAAACUCCUGAACAAGCCAUGUACAAGAGCAGCAUCCGCGAGUUCAAGCGCAACCUGAUGAGGCUGCAGGAGAGCCGGGACGCGGCGGGCGGGCUGCUGCUGGCACGCACCGACAUCAUGCUCGAUAUCGCUGGCUGCUACAUCAUGAGAAAUAGAGCUGAUGCGUCGCUGACGGACGAGUCUGACGACAUCUGCUUGCGCGCAGUUUUCCCCUGCAUCCUUCAGCCGCGCUCCGUGCUUCUUACCCUUUGGAACUCAUUCAUCUGCUGCGUCAUUGUCGCCGUCUGCUUUACACAUCCGUACUACAUUGCCUACAAGGGGACGGUGCCUAUACAGUUUAGGUUCUACGAUUAUGUGGUGACCUGUAUUUACUUAUUGGAUCUUUUCGUCUACCUCUCCACGGGGGAAAAGGUUGAAGACGGUAUGCCGAUAACGCUGGCGCAGACGGCGUCCCAGCAGAUCCGCAGCCACUGGUUCGUGCUGGACGCGUUGGCCACCAUGCCCCUCUUCGAGUUCAUACACGACGGACACUUCGCCGGCAUCAACAAACUUCUUAGAUUACCGAAAGUGUUCCGCAUGCUAAAGUCUCUGGAGGACGAGUGGGUAUACUACAGUAACUUCCUGCGCUUCUUCUCUUACUCACUGCUGAUGGUCAUGUCGUGUUACUUCGUCGCCGCCAUGCAGCAAUGCUUUAUGUGCUUCUGUUUCGGUCACUGCUCAGUGACGAACUUGACGCAUCCGCCGUUUUGGGCACACGUACCCCCCGACGACGCCUCCAUCAACAACACCCUCACCUUCGGACUGUACUGGGCCAUCUCCAUGAUCACCGUCACUUGCCACAAGGAGACGGGUGCGAUGUCUAACUGGAACAAUGUACUGUACGCGAUGUUAGUGCUGGAGCUGUGCAUUAUCCUGCACAUCUUCAUGGACGCAGUCUACUCCGCUACCAUCAUGGUCGCCACUGCGCUGAAAGAAGACUACGACGCGAGCAUCACAGACGUGACAAACUUCUUAAUCAGGAAUGACGUGGAGCCCAUCCUGAGACAGCGCUUCGUUACAUAUUUGCAGCUCGGCUGGUACACCGAUAAGGGAUAUCGGAUGACCAAUAAGAAGAGUUCGAUAUACUUCGACCUACCGCCGCAUGUAUACCAGGAUAUUGUUAACAGACAGCGUAGUAAAUACAUCCUUUGUAUACCCUUUAUGAAGUAUCUGAGUAAGGAAGAUCUGAAAACGGUGUCGAGCCAGGCCAACAUGUUUUACACGUCUCCGAAUGAGAUCCUUUUGAACACCGGCGACAUCAGUAAUGAGAUAUAUGUCAUUAAGCAGGGAAUAUGCGAGAUAAUUGAUCCCGACACCAAAGAGGUGUUAAGUGAACUGAGACCGAGAAAUAAUUUCGGUGUGCUGGAGUGUAUUCUACGUAUUCCAGCAUACUACACGGUGCGCGCAGCGACGCAUGUGCAGAUGUUUUCGAUAUCGCGCAAGUACCUCCUGAAGGCAAUCGAGAUACCACAGAUCAAGGACGCCAUCGAUUUUGCUAAGGAACAACCCGAGUACUAUAACCUGCAGACGCGGCGGCGCCCCUUCGUGUCAUACAUGCCUCCUGCGCCCAUCCCCAACGUCGAACGAUUCCGUCUGCCCCGGAAGCAUGAGCAUGACUACGCUUUCCUGCAGCCAUUUAGGAAACUCGGCUUUCUGUCUGUAUUGAGAUAUAUAUUCCCACGAUUCACGAUCCGUCCAGACGGCGAAUAUUUGAUGCGAGCGGAGUGGUACCGCGGCUGUUGCGCCGUGUUGUCCGCGCUGGUCAUCCCCGGCUUUCCCUACCUCGAAUCUGAUUUUAUCUACUUCGUCUUCCUUCUGCUCGACUUCUGCGCAUAUAUCGACAUAUUACAACGUAUGUUGGUCGGGUACUACAACGAGAAGGGUAUUUUGGUGUACCACCCCGCUAGCACCGCAGACCACUACAUCAGGGGUGCCUUCCUUAUUGACCUUUUCGGCUGUCUACCGCUCGAGAUGCUCGAGACAUUCCUCAAGGAACUAUACAGGGACAGGUACCGUGUGGCGGUGUCGUGGCAGUACCUGAUGCUGAAUCGGUUGCUGCAGCUGUACCGGCUGCCGGCCGCCGUGCAGGGCCUCGACCGUUACAUACGUCGCGACAUCGUGCUUGUUAUAAAAGCGACGCCACUGUUCCUGAUGCUUUUGAACGUAAUGACAUGCUGUCUGGUGUUCCACUCGGUGGACAUCUACACUUGGCACAACCAGUCGGGCCUGCUGAUAGAACCUCGCAAAGACCGCGGCGUCCGCUUCAAUAUAACGGACGACAUUUGGGACCUGCAUCUGGCAAGUUUCUUCUGGGUGACGUUUGAGGCGACCACCACAGGAUACAACAUCAUCAACCCUAGCAACUUCGAUAUCAUGAAGAUUAUGUUCACCGGCAUGCUCGUUGGAGCAAUGCUGACGACAUAUUUCUGCGUACGCAUCAUCAGCAUACGUUCCAACGUAAAUAAACCACUAGCUGCUUUCCAGCAGCACAUGAAGGAUAUGGCGGCCUUCAUGCACAGAGAGAACCUCAGUCCUGACUUGCAAAAAGAUGUGCGUGCUUACUACGCCUACAACUGGGACAAGAUGGGUGGCUUGGACUGCAGGACUGUAUUGAAGCUUUGCGAUCAGAUUACUCUGCGAACAGACGCCAUAUUGGAUAUCUAUGGUUCCACAUUUGCUAUGUGUCCAAUACUCGGUCAGUGUGAUAAAUCUCUGCUGCGCAUCAUUGGACGCGCAGUACACAGUGUGCACUUCCUCAAACACACGGUCAUUGUGGAGAGAGAUGAUGUCAUGAAGGACAUAUGCUUCGUGGAUUCGGGCAGUGUUGAGCUGAUUGGAGGCGAACAAGACGCACCAUCCUCUGUUUUGCUCACAAAGGGCAGUAUGUUCGGAGACCUGGACGGCGAGCUGUCAAUUCGCUCUUCAGUGUCGCUGGUGACGCUGAGCAAAGUGCACCUCUUGCAGAUCAAUGCCAAUACCUUCUACAACAUCGUGAGUGACUUUCCUGACGUCGUGCAACUUAUGAAGUCCUAUCGACAGCACAAUGAGAAAUACAUCAAAGGAAACAUGGACAAGGAGUCCGUAAAAGUAACAAAAGACGGUGCAAAAGACAAAAGACUUAGUUUCUCAAUCUUGCAUCAACGAAUAGGCAGAGGUUUCCUGAAGUACAUUCGUGUGAGAAAUGUUUACAUUCAAUCAUACCUCAUCAUGGUAUCUUUACUCAGUGUAGUUGGUGACACGUAUAAUGCUGGAUUCCAAGACAACAGUAUGUUGCUGAUUUUCGUGUUGUACGCACUUGAUAUGGCCUUUUGUUUGAAAUUUCUAAUCCUGUACAUAAUGCCUUUUAUUACGAAAGACGACGAUUUGGUUGAUAGCGUUUUUAGACCUAAAGUGCACAGAUAUUCAAAGCUGGAGACAAAGUUCGACGUAGCAUCUUGCCUGCCGACGGAGCUGCUCUGCUUCUUGAGCCCCGAAAACCGAGGACUAUUGUUCUCUUUUCUACGACUCAACAGGAUCUUUAGAGUUGUGACCCUCUACAAGGGCAUAUAUCGACACCACGAGCGUCUGGGCGUCAAUAUGACGCUGAUGACGGUAUACACGGUGUCCGUAUGGUUCUCUCUCUUCGUCCACAUCACCUCUUGCUGCUGGUACUUCAUUGGAUAUCUGGAGGAUAGGGCCAAGCCCAAGUCCUCCUGGAUUUAUAAAAAUGACGGCAGUACGUGGUGCGGCAACCAUUACCUGUGCUCGAUGUAUUUCGUGCUGAUGACAUUUGCACAGAAUGGAGUCGGUGAUAUAUUACCAAAGAACAGAAGCGAGGUAACAGAUGUGGUGUUUGUGAUAAUUCUUCAAAUAGUAUCAGCCAUGGUGUUUCUGAUUUAUGUCGGCGAGUUCUCAAACAUUUUUCAACAUCAAUCUUUUCGUUCUUUUGAAUUUUUCUGCAAAUAUUUAGAGCUACAGGAGUACCUGAAGAACAACCGCGUGUCAAAGAACCUAGUAAAACUGGUUAAUAAGUAUUGCCUCCACGUGUGGCGGGAGUCACGAGGCGUGCAGGUGCCGCACUUCCUGAGGACUGCGCCACAGUGCCUGCGACUGCGGCUCAUGUCUGCUGCCUUCAUUGACCACUUGACCAAUAGCGCAGUGUUUCGAAACUGUGAGCCAGCAUUUCUCAGACAGCUUGUUGGUUGCUUACAACUUUACACUUACAACGAAGGUAUGUUCGUGGUGAGACAACAUGAGAUAACGGAUUCCAUGUAUUUCAUUCACACGGGUCGAGUAUCGGAAAGCAGUGAAGAGGGCAGUACAACUAAAGUUUACUAUCACGGAAACUGUUUUGGCGUGAUGCAAGGUUUGACACAUGAUCUACAAUACAGCCAUUCGUAUCUUACUAUUACCAAAUGUCAAAUUCUCACAUUGAAUUUGAAUAAUUGGGAAGGUUUACUAAAACAUUUUCCAGAAAGCAACGACUCGAUAUUUUCACCAUCAAGUUUUGUUGAUGGUCCUCCUGGUAAAAAAGAUAAAAAAAUGUCAAAGGACAAGAGCGACCGCAAGGUUCAUAUCGUCAAUACAAACGACCAACCGCCAUCAGAUAAUACGGCAACCUCAACAGAACCAAUGAACAAAUUUACAGAGCCAGGGCCGUCCAUUGCAUCUCAGGGCGUGUCACCUGCGAGAGUACCACAAACAGAUGAAAAAUAUAUAGAAUCGAAACCAACCUAUUCCAAAAAAUCUGAAAAUGAAACUUAUACCGACAUCACCGAAUCUGAACAAGAUGUUAGGUCACUGAAAGUGUCAAGUCAAAUACAGAUGAGAAGUGCAUCUGAGGAGAGACGUGUGUCGCCCUUGAUGCAAGAUGAGCUCAAAGAAAUAACGAUCGGCAGGAAUGUCCGGCCAACGGAAUCUGUAACAACAUUACAAAGUAAAGCAUCAGAUGUUUUUGACGUUGGUGGUGAAUUUAGCAGUGAGUCUAUACAAGAUGUUGAUAGCUUGCUUCAUGUAGAAGACCAGCGUAUAACCGCUGAAUUGAUAGCUAAGUUUAAAAAAUCUAGUAAGCCAUCAAUCUCAGAAGUAACAAAGAGUGAUGAGAUUGCAAUGUCUACUGAGUCUGGUUUAAUUAUUUCCAAGUUAGAUAUGAAAAAUGUUGAUGAUUAUAUACUUGAACGUCAGGAAGAGGAGGGUGAGCCACUGCAGGCUUCACAACAGGAAGAUAUAUCACCGAUUGCACAACACGACAAAUUGCAAUCGUUCAUGACAUCGCAGCAAGGUACGUCGGCCGAAACGCAAUCUACUUCACGGGCCAACAGACACUUCUUUCACGUUCAUUAUAAAGAUGAUGAUGAAGAAAAAGAUAAUAAAACGGAUGAAAAGCACAGCAAACAGGAUGGCUUAGGUGAGUCUUUAAGAAAAGACUCACUAAAUGGUAUUAAAAUCAAAGAGGAAUUGGAUACUCAAGACGACGAUGCAGAAUCUGAGAAUAUUAUUAAUACAAUCAAGACAGAAGAAAACAUCGAGGGAGAAGAAAACAAAGAAAUGGCAUAUAAGGAAGAACAGGAAAAGGAAGUAAAAAAGGAAGAGGAAGAAGAAAAGGAAGAAAAAGAAAGAAUAGAAGGACAAGAAAAGAAAGAGAGAAAAAACUCUAUAGAUUCAAUAGACUAA
Papilio machaon (common yellow swallowtail) is the source of this 6468-nucleotide messenger RNA. RefSeq lists its product as uncharacterized. NCBI's taxonomy places the organism in Eukaryota, Metazoa, Arthropoda, Insecta, Lepidoptera, Papilionidae. The record is from RefSeq and is a predicted model, not a curated record. The transcript is spliced from 37 exons. The coding region runs from base 1 to 6468 and encodes 2155 amino acids. Gene Ontology annotation, molecular function: voltage-gated potassium channel activity. Gene Ontology annotation, biological process: potassium ion transmembrane transport; regulation of membrane potential.